AUUAUUAUUGAAUGAAGAGUGAAGCUGCAACAAAAUCGCAAAUCGCAAACCUGAAGAAAGAGAAUGAAGCAAGAAACGGCAACACGAGAAUCGCAAAUCGCAAGCAGGAAGAGAAGUAAGUAAAAAAGAUUAGAUUCAGAUUCCUUCUUCUUCUAUUCUCAUGGCAACACUUGGAGGAAUUUCUUCAAGCUUGCUCUCUCACUCAAAACCCUGCACUUCUGUUUUUCGACAUCUCUUCCUUCGUAGAAUCACUUCCAAGAUUUUUGUUAAAGGUUUAGCCUUUUCUACUACAGAGGAGAAAUUAGCUGAAGCUUUUUCUCAAUACGGAAAUGUUGUCAAAGCUGAUAUAGUAUUGAAUAAAGCCAAGAAAAGAUGCAAAGGUUUUGGAUAUGUGACUUUUGCUGAGGAGGAAGAAGCCCGCAAGGCACAAAUUGGCAUGAAUGGAAAGAUAUUACACGGACGUGUCUUAUAUGUAGACAUGGAUCCACCUAACGAGCAAAAAAAUAAAAUAAAGCAGGCAACUAAAAAUACAGAGGUUGAUAACGAAGAUGUGCAUAUGGAAUGAAGUAAAGAGGCAGACCUACAAGGUAAGACGACGCCGAACCUAAGGAGGGAAGGAGCCAUUUCUCAUCUGAGCGCUGCUGGUUGAUAAUGUUAUUGUACAAGUUUCAUAUUUUGAUCAACCAAUGAAUACAUGUACGAUGCACAGUCACAUCAAUCAAUGAGGAGUGCUUUUGCACAAACAGUCUAGUUAUUAUCUAUCUCAAUCAUAUUUUUGGAUUUCAGAUUCAUUUUCCCAAUCCAAUGUAUACGAGUCUGUCCAGGAUGGGGUAUUCAAGAUUAAUUUUGAGAACUUGAUUUUUAGAA
Molecule: messenger RNA, 867 nt
Organism: Medicago truncatula (barrel medic)
Lineage: Eukaryota; Viridiplantae; Streptophyta; Magnoliopsida; Fabales; Fabaceae
Product: small RNA-binding protein 11, chloroplastic
Exons: 4
Coding region: 161-565 (134 amino acids)
Molecular function (GO): RNA binding
Source: RefSeq, a predicted model, not a curated record